This is a messenger RNA of Suillus bovinus, 219 nucleotides long. RefSeq lists its product as uncharacterized. The annotation marks the transcript as partial. The record is from RefSeq and is a predicted model, not a curated record. The transcript has a single exon. NCBI's taxonomy places the organism in Eukaryota, Fungi, Basidiomycota, Agaricomycetes, Boletales, Suillaceae.
GCUUGUGCACUCCAAACAUGCAUUUCAGCGAACACGUACUCUCCAGAUAAAUGCGAUGCACAUCUCAAACGACUCUAUCAAUGCUGUUCUAAACUCUAUCAGGACCGUACGGAGAAUAACGGCACAGAACGUGGCAAUGGUUCUGAUCAAGAGAACAUAUCGACAGCGUGCCCAAUGCAAAAGGUAGUUGAACGGUGGAUAAAGAAUCAUCCUUCCUGA